Molecule: messenger RNA, 8871 nt
Organism: Plasmodium relictum
Lineage: Eukaryota; Apicomplexa; Aconoidasida; Haemosporida; Plasmodiidae
Product: conserved Plasmodium protein, unknown function
Exons: 3
Coding region: 1-8871 (2956 amino acids)
Molecular function (GO): zinc ion binding
Source: RefSeq, a predicted model, not a curated record
AUGGUAUUAAAAAAAAACAAAAGUUAUACAAAUAAACCUCCAAAAAGAAAUAAAUUAAAAAAUAUCAUUGAUGAUGAUUAUAGUUCAGAAGUUAGCUUAACAGAUAUUGGAGAACCUGAUUAUAAUGAUGUUUUUGAAGUUGAGAAAAUUGUAAUGGCAAGAUAUAAAUUUAAUAGAAAGAAAAAGAAGAAUGGUAAAGAGGACAGUUUAGAUAAUUUCGAAUUUUUUAUAAAAUGGAAAAAUUAUGAUAGCGAUGAAAAUACUUGGGAACCUUUUGAGAACUUAAGUUCAACAUUAAAAAGUCAAGCAAGAGAAGCAGUUUUAAAAUUGAAAGAAGAAAUGGAUAAUAUUGAAAAAAAAAGAAAAGUAAUUAAUAUUACUGAUAAUCAACUAAAUGAAAGUAUGAUAGCUAAAGAGAUGAAAAAUAAUCUUUUAGCAAUUGAAGAUUCUAAAGAUAUAACUAACAGAGCAGAACUAGAGAGUAUUAAUAAAAAUGCUUGUAUGGCAACAAAUUUGAAUAAUUAUUUAAUAAAAAAUAAUACUCUGUUGAAUGAUAUAGACAUUAAUACUCCUGUCGGGGAUAAUUAUGAGAAUGGGGAUAAUUCUCUAAGCAAUAAAAAUCGAGAAAAUGUCCAAAACAUUUUACGUGUUUCUGAUAAAAAAAAUAAUGAAUAUACUGGAAAUGUGAGAAAUGAUAUAUUAGAGAACAUUGAUAACAGUUACUACGCAGACAAAAAUAAUGCAUAUAGCACAAUUGUGAAAAAUAAUAAGAAUGUAUUGGAUAAUUUUUCUAGUAAUAAUAAUGAAGAAAUAAGUAAUGAGAAUAAUACAAAUAUAAAAAAUAACGUUAAUAUAUUAGAUAAUUUUAGUAGAAUUCAUAAUAAGGAGACAAAUGAGUCUCAUCUUGCAAAUAUAAGUAAUGAAUCUAAUACUUUAAAUGAAAAUCGUGAUAUUAAUUAUAUUUUUUCAAAAAACACUUCUAAUGAUGAUAAAGCGUUAUGUGGUAAACAUAGAGAUAAAAGAAAAUUUGAAUUAUUUAAUGUUGGUAAUAAUAAUGCAUUAAAUGAUGAUGUGGGAUGUGGUUGUGAUAAAAGUUUAAAAAAAGUUAAUUUAAAUAAUAAUGGGCUAUCCAAAGAAGAUUUUUUAUCCAAAAAACAAUAUGAUUCAUCAAAUUUUUCAGAAUUGUUAUUUAUCAGCGAUGAAAUAUAUGAGCAGUAUGAAACAAAAAAUGAUUUAGAUUUAUCUAAAAAAGCAUUAGAAGAUGAAAAUAUUAACCAUCAAAUAUUAAAUAAUGAUAAGAACACUAUAUCCAAUGUUACGAAUGAACUAUUGUGUUUAAAAUAUUAUUAUCCUAACAUUACUGGAGAAGGAAAAGAUGUACUCAAAGAAUUAAGAGAUGAAAAUAUGAAUGUAAAAAAAAGUAAUAAUAAAUAUAUAAUUACACAUGCCAAAAAUAAAAAUUUUGAAAGUGAAGAUAUGAAAACUGAUAGUAAUAAUCAUAAUAAUAAUAAUAUUAAUAAUAAUAAUAAUAAUAAUAAUAAUAGUAUUAAUAUUAAUAUUAAUAAUAAUAAUGAUAAUAAUGAUAAUGAUAAUGAUAAUAAUAAUAAUAAUAAUAAUAAUAAUAAUAAUAAUAAUAAUAAUAAUAAUAAUAACAAUAAUAAUAAUAAUAAUAAUAAUAAUAAUAAUAAUAAUAAUAAUAUUAAUAAUAAUAAUAAUAAUAAUAGUAAAAAUAAUAAUAAUAGUAGUGAUAAUAGUAAUAAUAAUAAUAGUAAUAAUAAUAAUAAUAAUAAUAAUAGUAAUAAUAGUAAUAAUAAUAAUAAUAGUAGUGAUAAUAGUAAUAAUAAUAAUAGUAAUAAUAAUGAUAAUAAUAAUAAUAUUAAUAAUAAUAAUAGUAAUAAUAAUAAUAGUAAUAAUAAUGAUAAUAGUAAUAAAGUUAAUGAAAAUGAAAACAACGAAAAAAAAGAAAAUGAUAUUAAAUUAAAAUUAGGAAAAAAAAAUAAGAUAGUAGAAGAAACAUGCAUGAUUAGUAAUGUUAAUUUUUUAAGUAAAAAUUUAAAAAAAAAAGUAUCAGAUAAGAAAAAGUUGCAAAAAAAAACAUGCACAGGAAAUAUUUUUAAGGAGAAAUUAAAUACAUUAAAAAAAAAUAUGAAAAGAAUCUCAAAUAAUGCAUACAUGUAUAAAUUAAAUAUACGUGGGUUAGAAAAUAAUUAUGAGAAAAGAUUUUUAGAUUUUGAUGAAAUAAAUGAUACAAAUGAAAUAAUAGAUAAAGGUAAAUUUCUUAGUAAGAACAUAAAUUUAUGUAAAAGUGACCAUGUUAAGUUGGGAGAAAAAAUUCAAGGAAAAGAUAAAUUAUAUUUAAAUGAAAAAGUGCAAAAUGCAGAUAAUUUGUAUGAAAAAAAUGAUUCUUGCUUAAGUAAAGGUGACCCUAAAGUUAAUUCAUUACGGAAAAUUAAUGUAAAUGAGGAAAAUUAUGAAAUAAUUAGUGAAAAUAAUCAUAACAUUCAAAAAGAGAGAGAAAUUGAAAAAACAUUUAAUAAUAAAAAAUUGAAUAUUUCUAAUGAGAAAAUAUGUGAAGAAAAAAAUAUUAUUGAUUAUAUUGAAGUUAAUAGAAAUUUAACUGAAAAUAAUAUAAACGGAAAUUUAAUUCAUAAAAUUAUAAAUAACAACAAAAAUAAUAUAUUAGAUGAAGAAUUAAAUUGUCAAAAUAUCGAUGAAAAUGGGGAAUGUAAAAGUAAAAAUUUUGAAGUUAAGCAAAAAAUAGUAGAGUCAUAUUCAGGUGAAAAAAAAAAAAAAAUUGAAAAGGAAGCAAAUAGUAUAUCAACUAAAAUGAAUGAACACGAAAUUAUUAAAAAACGUCAGUAUGAGUAUAAUUCCAAUAAAAAACAUAUACCUCCAUUUUCACAAGAACAAAAUAAAAAUAUAACAGAAAAAGUAUAUUAUUUUAAAGAAAUGAAUGAUAUUGAAAAAAAAAUGAUAUCUUCAAAUGAAAAAAAAGAUGCACCAAUAGUUAACAACAUAAAUUAUUGCAUAAAUGAUGAAAUUGAAUCAAUGCAUAGAUUAAAUAAAAAUAGCAAUGAAGAUAUAAUACAAUAUGUUUUGAAUGCUUCUAAUAAAAAUAGUAAAAAAAUUAAUUUAAAUAUUUCUGGGAAGGUUAAUAAAAAUGAUACAGAUAAUACAGACAAACCUAAAAGAAUAAAAUAUAAGGACUCUGAGUGUAUAACAAAAAAGCUUAAUGAAAAAAAAAUAAUACAAUCUAAUGUAAAUUUAGUAAACAAAAAUAAUGAAAUUAUACCUGUUCAUGAUAAAUCAAUUAAAAAUAAUAAAAAUGCCAUCCAUGCAUUAGAAAAAUCUGAUAAAAUAAAUUUUUUAAAGCAAAUAAAUCAAAGUAAAAAAAAUGAGAAAAUAAAAAAAGAUAAUGCAAAAAAAGUUAAUAACAACGAUAGUAAUAAUGAUAGCACAUGCAACAUUAGUUGUGAUAAUAGCAUAAAUGAUAGUAGCAAUCUGAAUAAUGAAAUGAUAAUAAAUAUAAAAGAUAUACUAAAUAUAGAGAAUGAUAAAUAUGAUUAUUAUAUUAAUUUUCUUGAAAAUAUUUUAAACACAUUAAAAGAAAAACGUCCCUGUAAAUCAGGUGACUUAAUCUUAAUAGAUGGAUUAAAAUCUGAUUUAAGUAGUAAGGGUAAUGUUAUUCAGAAUUCUAUAUUAACAGGAAAUAAAGUGCAAACUAUUUGUGAUACCAAACAUAUUUAUAAUAACUCGAAUGUGGAUUCUAGGGUUAGUGGAAAAAAUACUACCGAUAAAUUUGAUAAAAAAAAUAAAAGUUCUAAUGAGUAUGUUAAAAUUAUGAAAUCUUCGAAAAAAGUUAAGUUUGGGGAUUGUAAGCGUAAUAAUGGUAAUACAAAAAAAAUGGGAUUAAAAAAUGCAAUGCAUAUUUCUCAUGGUUUUAUGGAGAAUAAUGACUCACAAUGCAGUUUAAAUAAUGAAUUAAAUACUGGAGAUUCAAAUAUUUCAAGUAAUAAAAAGUUAAAUGAAACUAAUAAUGACAAAAAAAAGUCUAAAAAGUUGCCUUCUUUAUGUAAAAAUAAUGAAAAACAAAAAAAUCAGAAUGAUGUAUCACUAAAUUCUAAUAAUAAAAUAUUUGUAAAAAAUAAAAAUGAUUUAUUAAAAAAUGAAAUGAAAGAAUCAAAUGUUACGCAUGCUUCAAAUAAAAAUACUUUAAAUAAGGAUAGAAUUAAUGAUUAUCAAUUAGAUACAUUAAAUAUAAAUGAUAUUAAAAUGAAUUAUAUGGAUAGAUAUAAUCAGUACUAUACAGCUAUUGACAACCUUGUUUUAAAUAAUAUUAGUGCUCUUAUUAAAAAUAUGAAUAUCAUAAAUUUUUAUAAUGCACAAAAUAAGAAUUGUAUUAAUUUUAUAAAUGGAAGUUUUCAAGUACAUCUUUUAGAAUCAUAUACUAAUAUUUUACUAUAUUUUGAUAUAUUUAAUGAUUUUAGAAAUUAUAAUUUUAUUUGUAAAAAUUGUGAAUUUAUUAAUAUUUUAUUGGAUAAUUUUUGUAACUCUAAAACUGUAAAUAGAAAUUCGAGUGUAGAUAAUUCAUUAAAUGAUAUAUCAAAAAAUAUUAUGCUAUUCGAUGAAAUAUUUAAAUUAAAUAAAAAAAUGAACAUAUUUUUUAAAAAAAUUUUAUUAUCAAUAAAUAUAAAACCAAAUCAAUUUUUUUUUCCUUCAGUUGAGUAUUUUGAAAAAUUAUAUUUUUAUUUAAAUUAUAAAAGAGAUUCUCCUAAAAUUAAAAAUACAGAGGAAGAUACUACGAGCUUAAUUAAAAAAAGUAAUAAAGGUAUUAAUUCAAAAGUUAGUAAAUGUUUUAAAGAUAUAAAUAAUAGUGCACUAAAUGAGUUCGAUGGGAAUAUAAAAGAUUAUAACAAUAAUAAUGAGAAUUGUUACAACAGAAAUAAUGUUGACAAUAGUAAAAAUCAUAUUGUUAAUUAUGAAAAGGAUAAUUGUCAAACAAACAUUUCAAAUAUUCCAGAGGAAAAUAUGGAAAAUAACACUAUCAAUGAAAGUACUUUAAGAAAUGAUGAUUUACCUAAUUUAGAUAAACACUUACAAAAUAAAACAGUAAUUAUACCGAAGCAUAAUACAAAUGAAUAUUCAGAAAAAGCAUUUACGCAUAAAGACCAUAAGGAAAUACUAAAAAAAAAUGCUCCAUUAAAUGAAAUGAAUAAAAAUGAAGAAAUUUUAAAUGUUUAUCAUAAUAAAAUGAAGAAUUUUAAUGAAAAAAGUAUAUGUAAUAAUGAUACAAAUUUUAUAGAUAAACAUAAAAGCUGUAAUGUGGUAAAAAAUUUAAAGUGCAUAGUGAAAGAAAAAAAUGCAUGCAUUAUGAAAAGUAAACAAGAUGAUAAAGUUGAUAUUAUUAAUCAUAGUGAUAAUAAUUUAUUGAAUACAAAUAUUGUAAAAAACAAAGAAGAAAAUGCGUGUCAUACAAUAAAUAAUGAAUCUACUAUCUUAAAAAAGUUUGUAGAUGAAAACAUGCAUAUAAAUAAUAUUAAUGGAAAUGCAUCGAAUGUGAGAGUAUUCAAUACUAAUGAUAAUUCAAAUAUUGUAUUGAAUAAUAUGCUAUAUCAUGAAAAUAAAGAUAUGAUAGAAAAUAUAUGCAAUUCAAAUGAUGAUGGGAUUGAUAAAAGGUGCAUAAAUGUAAUUAGUUUAUAUAAUAAUUCAAAUAUUAUAAAAUAUGUAGAUAUUAAUAAUUUAAAUCGAAUUAACAAUUUGAGUAAAAUAAAUAUAGAAGAGAAAAUAAUUACCAAUGAUAGUUCAGAUAUCAAAGAUACUACGAAAACAAUAAAUUCAAAUAAUGAUAAUAUAAAAAAGCAAACAAAUGAUUUAAAUAGUACUAAUGGUAGCACAUGCAAUGCCAAUAUGAAGAGAAUAUGCCAAAUAAAAAAUAUUCAUGGAAAUAUUAGCAAUAACAAAAGCAAAAUAAUUAAUGAAUUUAAUGAAGGAAAAAAAAAUAAAAAUGAAUUCAUUGAAUUUCAAAAUAGUUCUUCAAAUGCAGGUCAUAAUGAAAAUGAAGAAAAAAAAUCUUUGAAGAAUAAUGCAUCGAUUGAUUUGAAAAAUAAUGAGAGAAAUGAUAACAUGGUAUGCAUUAAUGGUCUAGAAAAAAAGAAUUGCACUGAAAAUGUUGAAAUUAAUAAUUUCAAAUUCAAUAAAAGAAGUAAUAGUAAUAAUAGUACCAAUAGUAAUAAUACAAAUAAUAGUAUAAAUUGUAAUUCUGAUAUUACUGACUGUAAAGGUAAUUAUAAUGAUAAUAAUACUAAAAAUUUGACGCAAAUUCAUAAUGUAAAGCAAAAAGGGAUACCUUUAAAUAGUUGUAAUGAUUCAUUGAUUAAUGAAAAACAUUAUAUAUCAGAUGAAGAAAAAAAGAACAAUCCUAGUAAUUUUUAUAAUUCAAAAGAUAAAACAUAUGAGGAACCUAAUGAUUCAAAAAUAAACGAUAUGAGAACUAUUUAUACAUAUUAUGAUUCAGUAAAAAAUUUUGAAGAUGUAAAAUAUUGUGAAAAAAGAAUUGAAUUAUAUAAAAAUACAAAAUCUAUAAAAACAAAAUAUCAUGAAUUUUUUGUUAACAAUUGUUUAAAUCUCAGAAAAAAUUAUCCAGAUAUGCAAAUGAAUUAUUUUGGUGCUCAUAAUAAAUUAAAUUUAUUUAAUUCUUAUGAUUUAGCGGAUUUAGAUAAUUAUUUUAUUAAGAAGAAUGAUAAGAAAUAUAUAAGUUGUCAUAUCUGUUCAUAUAACGAAAAUGCUUGCUACCUCUCAUGGAUAGCAUAUUUUGAAAAAGAAGCAUUGUUUUAUAAAUCCCAAAAAAAAAAAAAAAAUAGGCAUGCAAAUAUUGAGGAGAAUGCAUGCUUAUUAAAUUCUCCUGAUAGAUCGAGGAAUAAUGCAUGCAAUGAUAUGUUAUCUGAUUUACGUAAAAGAGAAAAUAAUUGUAGGAAUUCAAACUCUUUUUUUAUUACUUCAAAUUCUCAACAAAAUAAUGAACAGAAUGAUAAAGGUGAUAGUUGCUAUAUAUUGGACGAUAAUAUUAGCUUUAAGCAAAAGGAUGAAAGCAAUGUAAGUGAUGUUAUUAAUAAUCAAAAUAAUGAAAUAAACAAAAAUUAUUUAAGUGGUGAUGAUAAUAACUCCAAAAAUAACAGCAUUUCUGAGGAAUUGAAUGUACCAAAAACUAAGGGAAAAAAUAAAGAUAUAAUUUUAAUACAAGAUAAAAAUAAUUGUUUAAGCAAAACAAAAAAUAUCACAAAUGAAAAUAAAAAAUUAUUGAACAAAAAUGUUCAAAACGUAGAAAAUGGAAAUUCAGAGGAAAAUAAUAUAGAAAAAAAUUUAUUCGAUAGCAAAAUUUCAAAUUUUGAAAAUAGAGAAGUUAACAUGAAUGAUCUUUUAAAAAGAAGUCUUAAAAAUAGGAGUAUUCAAGAAAGUAAGGAUUCAAGCGAUAAAAUUAAUAAUAUUUUGAAUGAUGAAAAGGAUAUAAGAAAAUCUAGAAAUACUGAAAGUUGUACUAUUUCUCAUAUAUGUAGAGAUGAGGAAAACGAAGAAGUUGCUGGUUUCAGUUCUAAAAGAAAUUAUAUAUGGAAUUCUUGUGAUUUAAUUACUAAAAAAGGUACAAAUAAUAAUAAUAUUAAUGAUACUGUUGAUCUUAAUAAAACUAAUAACAAUAUUUAUAAUAAUGUUUCGGGUGUAACUCUCAUAGAAUCCAGAUAUAAUAAUCAUGAUAUUAGCAGAAAUGCUAAUAAUUAUAAUCAGAACAAAUUAAGAAGCUUAAAUGAUCAUAAUUUUUUGUUUGAAUCAAAUGAAAGAUCAAAAAUAUCUAACAGAAGAUUUUCUGAUAUGAAAAGAUUUCUAUGUUCAAAGAAGACUUUAAUAAAUAGACUAAAUUCGAUAAAAGAAAAAGGCUACAUAUGUCUAUUUUGCAGAAGCUUACUAAGUGUUCCUGACAAUUUAAUUAAAAAAAUACUAAAUAUAAAUAUAUUUAAAAUACCUCAAGAAUUAAAUGAAGAAGUAGAUGAGCAUAUGUUUUUUAAGUUAGAUGAUACAGAUUUCAGAGAGUUAUCAACAAAUUCAAAAAGACUUGAACUAAGAGGUAUAAAGCUUGAUAUGCAAAGAUUUUGGAAUCCCUACAUUAGUUUUCCUAAGCAUUUUUCUAUUAUUAUUAAUAAUAAGCAUACUAUCAAAUUACCUUAUUUUGACAGAGCAAUCAAAAGAGUAGAUCGUGAAAUCGUCAUUCCUUCUAGGUAUUUAAAAUAUGGUUAUAAUGUUAUUAUGCUUUCUUUAAAAAAUAGAAAGGCAGAAAAAUUUCUUAUUCCAGAAAUGUUUUACUGCUUCACAUUAUGUAUUAUUAAUAAUAUUGAAACAAGUACUCUUCACGUAGCCUGUCAUAUUAUUAAGUAUUCUAUUGUUGAAGAAAAACUCUGUAAAUUGCAUUUAGCUAACUUAAUAAAAUCUAAAUUAUGUGAGGAUAAUGAUAUACAAAUUGUAAAUGGGCAAAAUAACACUAUCAACUUUUUUUGCCCUUACACAUAUUCAAAAAUAAAAUUACCUUGUAAAAGUGUUUUUUGCAAGCAUUUAGAUCCAUUCUGUUUUGCUUCUUGGAUUAUUAGUCAAAAUAAAUUAGCACCAAAUAAAAAAUGGAAAUGCCCAAUAUGUGAUGUUAGCUGUUUUCCUCAUGAAGUUAUGAUUGACUCAUUCUACAAAAAUAUUUGUGAUUCUUUGAAUGAGAAUAAUUUAAAUACGGAAGUUUUAUAUGAUUGGGAAAAUGAAGAUGUUUUAAUUAAACCAAUAAUAAAAAAUUUGGAUAAUACUAAAAAAAAUAAUAGUGAUGUGCUAGAAAUAGAUUAG